AUGGGAGAUUUCAAUGCCAUCACAACUAAAGAUGAGAGAGUGGGACACAGAGUAAAAUACCAUGAGGAAUCUGAGUUCAUUGAAUGCUUACAAACCUACCAGUUAGAAGACAUUAAAGCUACUGGUAGUUUCUUUACUUGGACAAACAAGCAACAAGGUCAGGACCGUAUUUUCUCAAAGAUUGAUAGAGUCACGGCUAACCAAAGAUGGUUAGAUGCUUAUCCGAAUGCUGAAGCUUUAUUUUUGAAGGAGGGAACCUAUGAUCAUGCCCCAGGGAUUCUGUCUUUAUUCCCCAAGUGGAAGUGUGGAAAAAAACCAUUCAAAUACUUCAAGAUGUGGAAAUCACACCCUGAAUAUGAUGGCAAAGUUACUGCAGUUUGGAAACAGCAAAUAAAUGGCACCAACAUGUAUCAAAUCGUGCAAAAGUUGAAGGCUUUGAAGAAUGUGUUUUGUGAGAUUAAUCAGAAAGGUUUUUCUGAUUUACAAGCAGUUUUGACUCAAGCUAAACAGCUCCUUGAUGAAGCUCAGAGCAAACUACAUGCAUAUCCACUAAAUGAAGAGUUGCAAUCACAAGAACAUGAUGCUAGGAACUCGUUUAUCUUAGCACAGCAACAUUAUUACUCUUUUCUACAGCAGAAAGCUAAGGUUAGCUGGCUUAAAGAUGGAGACAGCAACACAGCUUUAUUCCACGCAAGUAUCAAGCAAAGGAACAGGCAGAAUCAAGUCUUCUCAAUAGAGAAUGAAUCUGGGGUGAGGGUUUUUGAACCUGAACAGGUUACGGAGGCAUUCAUCUCAUAUUACAAGUCUCUCCUGGGAUCAAAAAUGGCAAGCAGGAAGACAGUUUCUAACAAGAUUCUGAACAGAGGCCCAAAGGUUACUCCCGAACAAGCUAAAUUGCUUACUAGUCCCUUCACAAAGGAGGAUGUCAAGAAAGUUGUUUUUGAGAUCUCAGGUAACAAAGCCCCAGGUCCAGAUGAUUUCUCCAGUUUUUUCUUCCAAGAUAAUUGGGAGCUAGUAGGAGAGGAUGUGUACAUGGCAGUUACUUAA
Cannabis sativa is the source of this 1047-nucleotide messenger RNA. RefSeq lists its product as uncharacterized. The transcript has a single exon. NCBI's taxonomy places the organism in Eukaryota, Viridiplantae, Streptophyta, Magnoliopsida, Rosales, Cannabaceae. Bases 1 to 1047 code for a protein of 348 amino acids. The record is from RefSeq and is a predicted model, not a curated record.